UCUUAAUUUAAGUUGUCAACCACAAGCCACGUCAUAUGUUAAGAACCACCAGUUAUUUGAUUUCAGUGACUGCCCCAAAAUUUUUAUUCUAAAAAUUAACUAUGGCACAAACAAAUUUCUUCCCAUAUAAUAGAGCAAUUUAAAGCUGCAGCUUGAGCUUAGCACUAGUAAUUGGAAAGCAACUUAAUGGGGCUCAGGGCUAUUCCAUUUUCAGCUUCUCAAAAUGGCCUUAUGCCUAAUUACUAUUUGGGUGGUUCAGAAUAUUUCGCCAAAUGCUGUGUUCUUCCUAGCAGCAGAAUGUCCUCAUCAAAACUAGUAGUAGUUUCAGCAAAGGCAAAGAAAGAGCAUACACAAGAAGAAGAAGAACCCAAGAAUAAGAAGAAGCAAUCUUUGUUUUCAAGUGUAACUGACGCUCUCGAUUUUUCCCAGGUUAGAUCCGCAAAGGACGCGGAGCUUCUUGAUGAAGCUCGACAAAAAACACAAUCUGGGGAGAGAAUGUCCAAAGAACAGUAUGGAGCUCUAAGACGGAAGAUUGGUGGGACAUACAAAGAUUUCUUCAAGUCCUACGUUGAGGUGGAUGGGCAAUAUGUGGAGGAGGGAUGGAUAGACAAGACGUGCAAGGUUUGCAAGAAAGAUACGAGAGGAGAAGCGAGGCAAGUUGACAAAUUGGGCCGAUAUGCGCACGUUGCUUGCCUAGAGAAAUCCAACUCCGGAAAUUUCUUCGCCAAGCUCUUCUCAAGAUGAAUUAUAUGAUCAUAAGGGUCAAUUAGUACUAUUUUUUUCGCACUCGUGGAUACCUCUUAGAUAUGAACUCAUAAAACUAGAAGAAUAAAACAGUGCCACGUCCUUUUGUCCAAAUUUCCAAUAUCAUUACCUUUUUUUCUUUGGCCAUUGUGUAUUUCUUUCUUUCCUUUAAGAUGAAAUUAACUGAAUCAUGAAUGUCCUCAUCAAUUGGUCUUAGCCUCUUGAAUAGAGUUACUGAAGUACCCAUGUUUUGAUUUCAA
Molecule: messenger RNA, 1004 nt
Organism: Capsicum annuum
Lineage: Eukaryota; Viridiplantae; Streptophyta; Magnoliopsida; Solanales; Solanaceae
Exons: 3
Coding region: 187-744 (185 amino acids)
Biological process (GO): positive regulation of DNA-templated transcription; chloroplast organization
Source: RefSeq, a predicted model, not a curated record